Messenger RNA from Aphanomyces invadans, 2609 nucleotides. RefSeq lists its product as hypothetical. The record is from RefSeq and is a predicted model, not a curated record. NCBI's taxonomy places the organism in Eukaryota, Oomycota, Saprolegniomycetes, Saprolegniales, Verrucalvaceae. The coding region runs from base 1 to 2544 and encodes 847 amino acids. The transcript has 8 exons.
AUGACGGACUUGUCGGGAGACGACGACGACGUUCGUGUACCUGUGGCAGCAAUUAGUGAAAGCGAUAUGGGCAGGCGCACGAUGUCACGUCGGUUGCGCCUCCCCGACAACGUGCCAGGGGUGGCAACGUCGCCCCGCCGUCGAUUCAAGCUUCCUGGUAUCACGUUCCGACGACGCCGUGAUGGCGAGAAGGACAAGGACGAAGUGUUUUGGAACGCUGUCAUGGUUCUGAGUGUCCUCUCGCUUGGCGUCUUGACCGCGAUUGCAUUCGUGUUGGCGCAGACUGAGUUUUUCAUCACGCAUCAAGUCGACUUGCUCGGCGUGUCGAUCGACAAGAUCUUUUCCGUCGUGUCCGAGGAGAAGACCACCAUCUUCUUGCACAACACAGGCCACUUGCCUGGAAAAGCGAUUUUGAACUACGAGGACCAUGUCCUCACGCUUGGCCGGGUCAAAGCAGCCGCCGAGGAAGAGCUUCCGUACUACGGCCUGAGCAUCCAUCACAACGGCACGGUUGGACUUACCAACGAACUGCGAGCGCCCAACAUCGAAGCUACGACGGUGCACGCAGAUAGCGUGAUCUUUCUUGAUGGAACGACGAUGACGACCGCCGCCGACAUCAGCGGCGGCCUUCUCCAAGAGGGGGACCUGAAUUUUGCGUCGCAGAAAGGGUCGAUUGUGGCAGCCACGAGCGGAAAACAGCGCUUUCUCGUCAACGCGGACGGCCUCGUGAUCGUGCCAAACCCUGAUGCAACUCCUCCCGACGACCCCAACAAAGUCGGCAUUGUGCUGGAUGGGCAGCGCAAUCGGAUGCGUUUUGGAGACCACCUCGACAUCUUUGCGGACAAGACGACUGCGGGAAUGACGUCGACGGCCGCCGCAUUUGCUCUUGCUGCGAACGACAUAGCUGUGGGUCGCGACGGCACCGAACGCGUUCGACUGACCUGUCCUGCCGUCGACAAGGUAUCGUUCGGAAAGCCCAUGCGGCUGGAAGUUGUCGGACAAUUCGCCAAAUCCGGACCCGGUGGGGACGUCGUCGUGGCUGGCGGGGACGGCGCUGGGUCCGGUGGAGACCUUUGGCUCAUGGGGGGACAAACUGCAGCGCCACGGACCGACUCGGCGACCCACCUUGGUUCUGUUUUCAUCAACUCUCCUGCCACGGACAGCGGCGUCGUGAUUGCCGCGACGUCCAUUGGGUCCAACGUGUCCACGAAUGUGGUGUCGUUGCAAGGGACAAUUCAGCUGAACGCGCAGAGCAUGGACCUUCCCGUGGAAGUGGGGGGGAACGUGUCGGUCCGCGGAUCAGCGCUCACCGUGACGAGUUCCUCGAUUGCCCUUGGCGUUCCGUCGACCGAGACGAUCCAAGUCGAGGCAAAACGUGUGGAUGUGACGGCGCCACGUGUGGCGAUCCAAGGCGGCGUCGUUCAAGUCACGCGCGCCAGUGAUUUCGUCGUCAACGUGACGGCGGGAGUGUCCAUGGUGAGUCCCGUAGCGAAUGUGACGACCAAGACAGUGUCAGUUCAUGCAGACGACGCCAUGUGGACGACUCGGUCGACGCUCUGGCACUCGAACGAGACCUUUCAGGUCACGGGGCAGUCCAUCCGCCUUGGCGCGCACAGCACGACGAUCACCUCCACGGACGAUGCCAAUGGCACCACGUCCCUCGGGGGAACUACUGUCCACGUUGGAGAUACCCAGCUGACGAGAGAAGUCCAUAUACACACGGCUCAAGCGCUUGCCACCCACGUGAAUGGAACGACGUUGACCAUGGCCCAAACAAGCGACAAUGCCAUCUCGAUCACGUCAGCGUCGGGCUUGGUCGUUGGCGAUGCCGAGAGCGCGACACAGAUCCGUGGCAAGUCUGUCCACGUGGCCGCCACCGACCUCCACAUUGGCAGCCCGUCGUCCACGGUGAACAUGGAAGGCACUGUCACGUUGAACGGAAAGCCAUGGCCGGCGGCGAGUGGCACGCCAGCCACACGUCGAUUGAACGAAGUUGAAUGGAUGUUGCAAGCACAUGGACACACUCGAACCAAGCAAGUUCGCCUCAUGGAGGCGUUUUUGCUUGGGUUUGAUACGAUCGAGACCGUAUCGCCGCACGACGCGCCUGUUGAGGUGGAGCCGCUGCGACAUGCCGACGAAGUGAUCACGCUGGGCAACCUGCCCACGUCUGGUCGCUUGGAGUUCGACUUGACCGUGCAUGGAUUUCGAGCAGAGAUGGCCGCCAUCACGAACGCCGACUCGAUGCUCAUUCGGUGCCAAGUGGUGCGGCAUGCCGACACCACGAAUCAUGACGUUGUGGUCGAAGCAUCGGUCGAUGUCGACGUGUGUCCGUUCGAGUGGCGAUGCCUCGACGACACGGACGCUAUCGCACCGACAUUGCAUGGCCGCUCCAUUGUUGCGCUCACCCAACGUGAUUCUAACGUGCCAGCUACGUAUUCUGCAGUGUGCGCUUCAAGGUUGCGCCGACGGCGCCACCAAGACUCGACUGCUGCCGUGCACGUGUCGUUUGAUCGCGUGGCGCUCAACGUACGACGAGUUGUCUAGCGUCGUAGGUGUUAAUUAUCCGAGUUGUUUUCUUGCUCGACGGCGUCGGUGAGGACUGCGACGAC